UAGCGAUAGGAAAAAAGACGCGUCCCGAUAGGGGAAAGGAGCGUGGCGUUCUCAUUGGGUGCCUUUAACCCCACCCAGGAAGUGUAUUGGUGGCCAUGUGGUGGAUGUUGGGGGUUCCUCUAGUUUGGAUAUAGGCCACCAUGGCAACAGCAUUCAGCAGUGAUGGUGCUGAGGUUAUGCAGCGGGCCGUGAUUCCUGCUGAAGCAAGUGGACGUCCCCCAAGCACCAGGCUGGAAGAGUUCUAUGAACUGGAGAGAGCAGCUGCAUUUGUAUCUGAUAAUGGCUUCACUAAGGUUGCUCUUCAGUUCCCCGAUGAACUCUUGCCAGAUUCAGCAAGCCUUGCUAGCAAGAUGGAAGCAGCAACUGGCGCCAAAAUGUACAUUCUGGGGGACACGUCAUACGGCAGCUGUUGCGUGGAUGAAGUGGCAGCAGAGCACGUGGGCGCUGAGGCUGUGGUGCACUACGGCCCUGCCUGCUUGAGUCCCUGCCGCAAGCUGCCCGUGCUCCAUGUGUUUGGCCGCAAACAGCUAGACGUGGCACGCUGCACAGAAGUCUUCCGGGAGUUGCAUCCAGACCCUCUAGCUCAUGUGGUUGUGCUGAAUGAAGUGGCCUAUUUUCAUUCUCUUGAUAACCUGGUCUCUCAGCUGCACCCCAUUUAUCCCAAUGUAGUUUUCUCUCAACUGGAUAACAAGGAACUUCAGCCAGUUCCUGGGCUGGUGCAGAAAUUUGGGCGGCACUUUGUAGUGGACAGUCAGCAUGGUCUUGACAACUACGCCAUGUUCUACGUGGGUUGUGAAGGCCCAGAACUCACAAACUUCAUGCUGAGCUGGAACCGGUGCCCCUUCAGCUCCUUUAAUCCUCAGACAGGACAAGGCCGACGGGAAACAUUGGAUGUGAACCGGGCUCUGAGGCGACGCCUCUAUCUAGUGGAGCGGGCACGGGAUGCUCAAGUAGUGGGCAUUGUGGUGGGCACUCUUGGUGUGGCAGACUACUUGUCUGUUCUGGAGCAUCUGCGAGGAAUCAUUCAGCAGGCAGGCAAACGGGCCUAUACCUUGGCUGUGGGUAAACCCAACCCUGCAAAGCUGGCAAACUUUCUAGAGGUGGACAUUUUUGUGUUGGUAGCCUGCCCACAGAACUCUUUGCUUGAUUCAGCUGACUUCUACCGGCCUGUGGUCACACCCUACGAGCUGGAGAUGGCAUGCAAUCCAGCACGGACCUGGACAGGCAGCUAUGUCACAGAUUUCCGUCACCUCCUACCAGGAGCAUGUGAGCACACCCCUUUCCCAGACAAGGUUUCAGAGGCUGACAGUGAACCCAGCAUUUCACUCAUCACCGGCGAGCUACGCUCAACUUGUCUUUAUACAGCACCGGACCCAGAGCUAAGCUCUAGCACUUCUGUGACCUGCCGCAGCUAUAUGCAUAUGGCUGAGAGUAGCCCAGCAGCCUCAUUUUUGGAGUCACGAAGCUGGCGGGGGCUGGAGCAGCAGCUGGGGCAGUCAGCAGUCACAAAAGCUGUGGCUGGACGACGAGGGAUUGCCAUUGCAUAUGAAGAUGAGCCUUCUGGAUGACAGUACCAGCCGGGCCAUGCUGAGAAAAAGCUGCCUUCCCUUUCUGCAUCUAGAUGAGAUAACCAAACAUGGCUUUUAUCACAACCUUCUUCCUCUUACCCACAACUAGACACAUGUGUAAGGCAAGGAAUAUCACUUUCCCUGGCCUGGACAUUUCUCUUGGUGGAUGGACAGAUCAACAUUUUAACUGGCUGACAUCUACAAUACAGUAGUUCCCCCAAAUGGUGUUUUUUGUUAAGAAGCUAAGUAAACCUGUUCUUCUCAUGGUGCUCUGAAUUGUGCUGGUGUUUAUCUGUGCACAUAAAGCAGCCCUAGGCUAAGAGUGACAGCACAGUAGACUUGGGAUUCUGUUGGGGGAACAGGGGUGUGUAGCAUUGCAGCUUAAUUCACAUGUGAAAUUAUACCACAGAUCCCUAUUUAUCCAACUUCCACUGGCAAGUGGAAGUUACAGUUAGCUAUAACUUAGGGCGCUCUUGGAAGCCAAUCGUGCCCCUACAUGCCCAGGCUCUGCCAUAUUCUCUUACUACAUGGGAAAAGCAGAUAGAGUGUGAUUGAGGAGGGAGGGCAGGUUUCUAUACUCUGGUUGAACCUUGAGCUAAUCCACACCAUCCAGUGUUAAAGGUGUAACUAGAAGUCAGGAAAAGUUUUCCUAUCGAGGAUAGGAUUUUGUAUCCUCGAGGAGUAAGAUUUGCUGAUAGCAUUAGGAAUUGAAUUUUAGGACUCAGAAGCAAGAACCAGGCUUUGAAUAGCUGGGGUAUAAUAAGAAUCAUAUGAUAAAGAGUCAGUAUAGUGGGUAGAGUGCUGAACAGGACUUGGGAGACCAGGGUUCAUAUCCCCACUCAGCCAUGAAGCUCACUGGGUGAUCUUGGGCCACUCAACUCACUACAACCCUGUAAGGUAGGUUGAAGGUAAAAUGGGGAGAAGUAUAUAUACCUCCUUGAUAUCUCUUUGGAGGAAAGGCAGGAUACAAAUAUAAUAAAUAAAUAAGAACAGCCUUGCUGCAUUAAACCAAAGGCCCAUCUAGUCUAGGAUCCUGUUUCCCACAGUGGGCAACCACAUACCCACACCUAUGGGAAGCACACAAGAACAUGAGAGGCAAUGGCAUCCUACAGAAACAAGUAGAAAUGGAGUCCAAUAGUUCUCCAUAGAGUUAUGCUCCUACAAAAUAUGCAUUAUCUGCUGAACUAGAGGUUACAUAUUUUGCAGCUCUUUGGAGUUUAAAAGCACAGAAUGAAAAAAGGGGUGGGUGUUGAUCUGUGUUAGAGAAAGAGUUUUGUACUAGCACCUUUCCUCCCAGCAGCAGGAUAGGGUAUGUUUAUCCACUCGUCAUUUCCAACCCACAAGCAUAAGUCAUUGACAUCCUUAGAUGUGUACCAUCCAAUAUAAUGCUCAAAAGUUAUUUCUGUUGAACAUGACUAUAUGGUAUUACCUAUCAAGCUGAAAGGAGAAACAUCAUUCCAGAUCCUAAUAGAGAAGAAAAAUAUAACACAGCUGGCACUGUGUUGUGUAGACAUCUGCCAUCCAAUUAGGAAUCAAAACAGCAUUGAGCACAAGGUACAAGAUGUACCAGGUAAGGGAUAUAUGCAUCCCUUAAGUCAAGAACCUACUUCAGUUAAAGCUAGUAACAUUUUUAAGACUUAGAAUAAUUUGCCAAUUAAAAAAAAACAUUUUUAAACACUACUUGUAGACCUUGCUAUGCCAAAUAAAGUUCUAUUUUAAAUCCA
Molecule: messenger RNA, 3292 nt
Organism: Lacerta agilis (Sand lizard)
Lineage: Eukaryota; Metazoa; Chordata; Lepidosauria; Squamata; Lacertidae
Gene: DPH2
Product: diphthamide biosynthesis 2
Exons: 7
Coding region: 141-1568 (475 amino acids)
Biological process (GO): protein histidyl modification to diphthamide
Molecular function (GO): 2-(3-amino-3-carboxypropyl)histidine synthase activity
Source: RefSeq, a predicted model, not a curated record